AAGAGAGGGGGUGUGUGUGUGAAUAUUGGGAGUGAGGCACUCUUUAAAACUCCACCCCUCUUGGAUGAAAUGUGACGGCAAGUACAGCAUGCUGAACACCAAAAGACACAGAGAGAGAGAGAGAGAGAGCGCAUUAUCAGAGAGCGAGAGUGCUUAACCACUGUUGACUGUCGGCAGUGUCACUGCUCCUUUGAGCUUUUGGCAGUAGAGGCACCUCCACACACACGCGGCGGUAACACGCUGACUGAACCUCCUCCACUUCAGCUCAAACUCCACUUCAGCGGACUACUUCAACAGGAUGGCUGCUUAUCUGCCUUUUCUCUGGUGGUUUCAAGAGCUUUUCUAAAAGUUCAAAUGUUUUUCCCCCAUCUCUCUUGGACCAGUUUUAACCCAGAAUAAAAGGGGCUUUUUUUUUUUUUUUUUUUUCUUCCUCUUACAUCUGCAGUUCAGAUGUGUGGAACAUGGCAUAUAUGUUUGCUUCAAAUGCCACAGGACAGCUGGAUAUGCACUUUUUUUUUUUUUCAGCAUGACUGAAGAAUAUAUGAAAAGGAAUUGAUGCUGUUGUUCAAGAUUUGGAGAUACGGUGGUAUAAAAUGCAAGAUUAAAUACAUUAUCGUCAUGGUAUCUCAAUCACUUCUUUGAAGACUGAAUAAAUGUUUUGAGCACCUCUUUGUUGCUGCUUGUUUCUGAUAUCCACUUCGAAAAAUUGCAUAUCUUGAUCUCGGAAUACUGAAACAUGGAAAAUCUGACAAACAACACUCAGUUACCCACUGAGAAGCCAAGUGAACAUCCUGAGGAGUUUCAUCUGUUCAUCAUGGUCAUGAUGAUCAUCAUCGUCAUGAUUAUCGUCGUGGGCAACCUUCUGGUCAUCAUCUCCAUAGCACGAACCUCCCAUCUGCAGACCACGACAAAUAUCUUCAUCAUGUCGUUGGCAUGUGCUGACCUCAUAAUGGGGGUGCUGGUGGUGCCACUGGGUGCCACGAUUGCUGUGACAGGGGAAUGGCAACUUGAUACCAGAUCGUGUGAUUUAUGGACAUCGGUUGAUGUUUUAUGUGUCACUGCCAGUAUAGAGACCCUUUGCAUCAUUGCAGUGGAUCGGUAUAUUGCAAUCACACGGCCACUGCGGUAUAAAGUGCUCCUGAAUAAGUGCAGGGCUCGAAUUAUUGUUUGUGUUGUGUGGCUGGUCUCGGCUCUUAUCUCCUUCGUCCCAAUUAUGAACCAGUACUGGCGUGCUUUGGAAGAUCCGAAAGCAAAAGCAUGUUACGAAAACCCCAAGUGCUGUGAUUUUAUAACAAACAUGCAGUUUGCUAUCACUUCAUCAGUGGUUUCUUUCUACAUCCCACUCCUCAUCAUGAUUUUCGUCUACGCACGUGUCUUUCUCAUUGCCACACGGCAGGUACAGCUAAUUGACAAGAACCGUCUGAGGUUCCAAAAUGAGUGCAUUGGAUAUCAGGUACAGCCAUCGCUCCAUGGCAACAAUAACUUGCCUUCGAUGUGCAAUAACGUCGGAAUGACGACGGCAAGGCGAAAAAGUUCCCGCAGGCGACCGUCGAGAUUAACCGUUGUGAAGGAGCACAAGGCCCUCAAGACACUGGGCAUCAUCAUGGGCAUCUUCACACUGUGCUGGCUGCCUUUCUUUGUGGCAAACAUCAUUAAUGUCUUCAAUCGAGAAGUGCUGGACAAGAACGUUUUUCGUUUCUUAAACUGGUUAGGCUACAUUAACUCCGGCCUCAAUCCCAUCAUCUACUGCCGAAGCCCAGAGUUUCGUGCGGCCUUCAAGAACCUCCUUGGCUGUCCCUGGAUACCCUCGCUGAGAAUGAACUUCCUUUACAAGGAGCUUCGGACUCGAUGCCCCUGCUUCAUGGGGUCAGCGGAGCCAGGAAUGCCUGGAUCAUUCCAGAAGCCCCCAACAUCGCCCGAGACACUGCCUGGGGAUGGGAGCAGUCAGAGCAGCUACAGGAGCGAGGAGCCGUCGCCAGGACCACCACACUCCAACGGCAGCACAUUUUUUAGUGAUUUCUCCGAACCGGAGACGGAGUUCUGUAACCUAGAGGAGCAGGAUGGCUGAGAGUUUCUUGCAUGGCUGAAAGAAAAGGACGUUGAGGAAGAAACAGGGAAAAGGACUGACUUACAUCACAGUUGGCAGGACUUCCCCAGCAGAGACCACAAGGGCCCAGCAAAACAUCCAUGAAGCCAUCAGGGGAGCCUGCUCCAAAAAUGAAAGACAGAAGGGUGCAAAGAUAUAACCAUAGAGAGGCAAGCGCUGAGAGAACUUUCUCACAAACAACCCGUCUAUGGAGAGAACGACUGAACUUGUACUGCUCAUGGAGGAGUGUAAUGGCGAGGCGUACUGGAGUUAUCCACUUCAGCCCAGUUUGGUCUAGUUUGUUUGGCAAAAAAACUAAUCAGACCUGUAGGUCCUCCAACAUGUGUUUUAGUGCUAUGUUCUGAGUAUGGACUUCUUCAAAUACAUGGACACAAUAACUCUGAAUAGACUUUCCAAGCACAGUGUUUUGUUUUGUUUGUUUUUUUUCUUUUCUUUUGUUUUUGUUUUGUUUUUUAAUGAAAAGUUUAGAUUUUGUACAAUAUCCUAUACUAAAUUAUUAUUAUUUAUUUUACUCCCCACAUUUUAGCUGUGAAUGUGUAAAAUGCCUGCCACAUUAAUAUUUCUGUGUUGUACAGGUUCAGUAGUCCACUGAUUUUUCCCAGUCCAGCCACCUCAAUAUAAGCUACAAGAUUUCCCGUUCCUCCCAUUUAGCUCUUUAACUCUCCCGAGAACAUCGAGAGCGGGAGACAGCUUCACCAAUUUGAAUGGGAUUGUUCAAAUAUGGUUGCUGUGUAAAAGUGUAAACUGUUGUAAAAAGUAGAGGAAGGCCAACUCUUCACUCACUCAAAAUUAGGGAUGCGUGAUAUUAAAAUUCUGGUUGAUACUGAUAAACCAGAUGAAUAGCCAAUGUUACAAUUCUACACUAUUUUGUGUAAAUAAAUAAAAACUAAAAUCAACUGUGAAAUGAUAAUAUACAGUUUGGAUAAUUGAUAUCCAUUUUGAGAUUUUCUGAAGAUUAAAUUGCUGUUUAUAGCAAUAUAUCUAAUACCAAUACAUUUAAAAAUAUAAACAUCUAAUAUCAUCUGAUAAUCGAUAUAUCAUGCAUCCCUGCUCAAAAAAAAAAAAAAAAAAAAACCUCAUUUGACCCUCAUCAGAUUUAUCUGUUUUGCUGGCUCAUGUUCAAUGCUGCUAUUUUACAGUUUAUUUCAGAAAUUCAGAAAAAAAAAAAAGAAAAAGAAAAAAGCUUUACACUCCUCCAACCAUUACAAUAUACAGGACUCUACGCACAAUUGUUAUUAUUAUUAUUAUUAUUAUUAUUAUUAUUAUUAUUAUAGGCCUACAAGAUAAGCAAGCACCUGAACCUCAUAUUCCAGAAUGUAUUUUUGACAUAGGGAACACAUUCACCUAUUUGUUGUAUAACAUCACUUUCUAUGCUUAAUGUGAUACUAGCCAAAAAAAAUCUAGUUUUUUAAUUUUUCCUGUUUGCACAGAUCACAAUGCCAUCUCAUACUAAGUCUAAACAUACUGCAUCCUCUUUCAUUGAUUUCCUCUGUAAUGGCAGUUGACCAAAAUGCCCUUCUAGCAAGGAUUUGACAGUUGUGGCAACUUUAGCACUAUAAUAUCCAACAAUGGAGUUCAAUGUUAUGUUAACAGGACAAAUAUGAGAACAGGAUUUUAGGUACAUUUGUUUUGUUUGUUUUUCAGGUUUUUUAUCAGGUACAGUGGUAGAGAUAAAUGUAUUAUUUAAGAGAGACUACAAAGGGAAACCAAAAAUGAAAUGUCAGAUGAAUACUUAUUGAUAUUAAAUACAUUUUAAGCAAG
This is a messenger RNA of Megalobrama amblycephala (Wuchang bream), 3868 nucleotides long. It is a transcript of the gene adrb3a, whose product is annotated as adrenoceptor beta 3a. NCBI's taxonomy places the organism in Eukaryota, Metazoa, Chordata, Actinopteri, Cypriniformes, Xenocyprididae. The coding region runs from base 737 to 2068 and encodes 443 amino acids. Gene Ontology annotation, molecular function: epinephrine binding; beta3-adrenergic receptor activity; norepinephrine binding. The transcript is spliced from 2 exons. The record is from RefSeq and is a predicted model, not a curated record. Gene Ontology annotation, cellular component: membrane. Gene Ontology annotation, biological process: norepinephrine-epinephrine-mediated vasodilation involved in regulation of systemic arterial blood pressure; adenylate cyclase-activating adrenergic receptor signaling pathway.